GUUAUUUAAAAAUGAGUGCGUUCACUAGGAAUGCAAUUAAAACUUAAAAGACAUUAAGUUCUAAGAAAUAUGGUAUUUGUUUGGUGGACUUCAAAUUCAGUUACGUGUUUAUGUUAUAGGCUGACUACCUGGCUGUUGGUUUCAGGAAAUAGUGAAGCCUUGCCUCUUAGCAGUCAGAAAUAAGAACAAUUUAAUUGAGAAUCAACUGCAAAAAAUCUACUUGCUUGCCUAUUAGCUAAAAGGAUAAGGUGUAAACCUUAAGUUUCCCUACAAAUUCUAUAAAACAAAAAGAUUAGUUGAGACACCGACGAAGGCGCAAUCUAUGACCGGACCGAUAAUGAGGAAAGUCAGAAAGCGAAACAAUUCUUUUAAAGGGAACUCGAGUCGUGAAUUUCUUGGGGUUGCUGAUUUGAUCAUCUAGUUUAGAGAUUGGAGCUUCUCACUGAUGGUUGAUGCAUAACAUCCUAACACUGGAGAUCCUGCUGACUAACAUCUUGGUUUCAUAGUCAAUAUGAAAAUGCAUAAUGGAGUGCCUGUUGUUGGAUUGACUUGGAAACACAUAAAACAGGGUGAUGGAUUUUUUAUGGUUUCUUCUGAAAAACCAGCAGUACACAUGGUAGAGUUGAUUGCUUAAUCUUGCUUUUUUUGGUGGUUUCGUCCCUAACUGGACUCGGCUCUGCCGGUUGAAGACCACCGACACCGAGUGCUUUGUAGAGGUUAGGCACCGAAGAAAAGUGAAAACUUGGACGGAAACUUCCAAUUCACUAAUUAGGCACAUUGAAAGUGAAGAGAAUAAACCGAACAAAGAGAAAAAGUUUAAUGGGAGCAAAGGAUUAUUGAGACAGAGAAAAGAAGGUAAGGGCAUGUGACUUCUUUUAUUUAAUUUAGAAGAAGGUGGAUACCUCACAACUCCCUUUUUAAGAACUCUAUAAAUGUUAACUUCCUUGCUUUCAUCAUUCCAUCUGGAUCAUUCUUAUCCUUCAAAACAAUGGCAAGGCUUCUCCUUUCCCUGCUAGUUCUCUCCUUCGCCAUGUCCAUGGCUGGCAUUGCAGGUUCUGCCUCAAGCCCCAGAGACUUCAUCAAGGCCUCAUGCAAGGCCACACGCUAUCCUGAUUUGUGUGUCCAAUGUCUUUCAGGAUAUGCUAACGCAAUUCAACAAAAUGAGCAACAUCUAGCUCUAACUGCCUUGUCUGUGAGUCUAGCCAGGGCUAGAUCAGCUGCUGCAUUUGUCACCAAGCUUACUAAAGUUAGGAGGAUAAAACCAAGAGAGAAUCAAGCUGUGAAGGACUGCAUAGAGAAUAUGGGUGAUAGUGUGGAUCGACUUAGCCAGUCAAUCACGGAACUGGGCCAUCUGGGGCAAGCUGUUGGUCAGGACUUUGUGCGGCUUAUAAGCAACGUGCAGACAUGGGUUAGUGCUGCCAUAACUGAUCAAAGCACUUGCCUUGAUGGCUUUGCUGGCCGCUUCAUGGAUGGAAAUGUGAAGAUUGCCGUCAAGCGCAGGGUUACCAAUGCUGCACAAGUCACUAGCAAUGCACUUGCAUUGGUUAACCACUUUGCAUCUAGGCAUCACACAUCUGCAUGUGGUGAAAAGCCUUAGUUUUUGCCUAGUUUUAUCUCCAAGAGCCCAAGCUUGCCAGCUAAUGUACAAGUGCAACAUAGGAUGAACUUUUAAGUACUCUGUUUAUUGCAAAAUAGUACUAAGCAUGAGCAAAAUUUCUGUUUCGUUGUCAAUUUAAAAUGGAAAUUUUGUUUAUAAGAAUAAUUUU
Messenger RNA from Manihot esculenta (cassava), 1766 nucleotides. RefSeq names its product 21 kDa protein. The coding region runs from base 989 to 1597 and encodes 202 amino acids. Gene Ontology annotation, biological process: negative regulation of catalytic activity. Gene Ontology annotation, molecular function: enzyme inhibitor activity. Lineage: Eukaryota; Viridiplantae; Streptophyta; Magnoliopsida; Malpighiales; Euphorbiaceae. The record is from RefSeq and is a predicted model, not a curated record. The transcript has a single exon.